Messenger RNA from Camellia sinensis, 1632 nucleotides. RefSeq lists its product as uncharacterized. Lineage: Eukaryota; Viridiplantae; Streptophyta; Magnoliopsida; Ericales; Theaceae. The record is from RefSeq and is a predicted model, not a curated record.
GAGCUUACAAUAAUUUUUAUUUAGCCAAUAAUAAAGAAAAGAGCAAUUAUACAAAGAUCUAAAAAUAAAAUUUUAAUAUGAGCUCUACUGAAAUAGCAAAGCAAAAAAAAAAAAGAAUUAAAAUAUCAUAUUACAGAGUAAGACCCACCAUUAAAACUCUAUCUAGAGCUUCCAAAUAUUUUUUUACAGAAAAUCUUAAAAGUAUGAUAAUCAUAAGAAUACAGCACAAAAAUCUCAGAUAACUUGAUUACUUCCUAGAGAGGAGACAGAGAAAGGCAAAGAGAAAGAGAAAGAGAUUCACCCAAAAAGAGAGAGAGAGAGAGAGAGAGAGAGCGCGAGAGAGAGAGAAAGAGAUGAGGCAGCCAUCAUCAUCAUUAUCAGCAGCAGCAGCAAAGGGGAGGGGGAAGGGGACAGGGACGAGCAAGACGCCGUGUUGCAGCAAAGUGGGAAUGAAGAGAGGGCCAUGGACUCCGGAGGAGGACGAGCUGUUGUCGAAUUACAUAAACAAGGAAGGUGAGGGACGGUGGCGCACUCUUCCCAAGAGGGCGGGGCUCCUCCGCUGCGGAAAGAGUUGCAGACUCCGAUGGAUGAACUACCUCCGCCCCUCCGUCAAGCGCGGCCUUAUCGCCCCCGACGAGGAGGAUCUCAUUCUCCGCCUCCAUCGCCUUCUCGGCAACAGGUGGUCUUUGAUAGCGGGGAGAAUUCCGGGGCGUACAGACAAUGAGAUAAAGAACUACUGGAACACUCACCUCAGCAAGAAGUUGAUCAGCCAAGGGAUUGAUCCCAGAACCCACAAGCCAUUAAGCCCUAAUUCUUCCUCCGUGGCGGCGGAUGACAAACCGUCUUCCUCAAAAGCCAAUCAGAUUCAAAUUCAGAUGCCUCCUAACCCUAACCCCAAUCUUGUUACUCCUCCUCCUCCUGCCUUGGAUCAGCCGGUCAGUAGUAGCCGUCGAAUUCUCAUCAACAAGGGAAGAAAUGGGUAUUCUGAGGGAGCAAACCUCGGCCAGUAUUAUCAUGGUGAGGAGGAGGGGGAGGGAGUAGGAAAUGGUGGUGUCCUUAAUAUCCAGAAUAACUCUGAUAUUUGUGGGAUAGGGUUGGGAGGCAGCAAUGGUCUCGGUAGCAAUGAGGACGAUGAUUAUGAAAUUGACUAUGGCACGAAUGAUGUGUUCUCUUCAUUCUUGAAUUCACUGAUCAACGAAGACGUGUUCAACAGUCAACAAUAUGUCCAAGUGCAACAGCAAUCUAAUGAGAUUUCAAUUGCACCUGCUGCUGCUGGUUCUUCUGAUCCUUUGAUCUACCCUCCUCCUCAGAGUUUGGCCUUUGUUGCCGGAUGGGAUGCUCCAAUCAUGUCUGCUUUUAACCAAAAUGAUCCAAGAAGGUUUCGUGAUCACAUGGAAAAGCAGAUCUGAAAACUCAAACCUGCAAUUACAUACUUGAUUUUAGAAUUUGUGGCUAGGGUUUGCUUUGCACUAUUAUUUUAUGUGUGUCAAUUUCAAUGUUGUCUACAGUGCUCCUCUUCCACUUUCCUUAUAGUUGUGGUAUUGCUUGUGGUUAUACUAUGUUGUUGGUAUUGUAAACAAAACAUAUAUCAAUCUGGUGAUAUGUUUGUGUGAGUGUGCUUUAUUUGCAUAA